UUGUAAGACAGGUACCCUCAGUUCAUUCUCGGUAAGGGGCAGUAGCCUGUGCGAGAGCGAGUGGAGCGCGAGUGGAUUUCUUUUUGCCUGAUUUCUUUUUUUGUUUCUUUCGGACCGUCAUUCAGUGCCUGGAUGGCGUGGGACAGGUGUAACCAGGACUCGGUCUGGAGAGAAUUAGAGUGUGCUGCCUUGGUUGGCGAAGACCAACCCCUCUGUCCGGACCUCCCCGAACUCGACCUCUCAGAGCUUGAUGUCAGUGACCUGGAUGCGGACAGCUUCCUGGGCGGGCUCAAGUGGUACAGUGACCAAUCAGAGAUAAUUUCCAGUCAAUAUGGCAACGAGGCUUCCAACCUCUUUGAGAAGAUAGAUGAGGAAAAUGAGGCCAACUUGCUGGCAGUGCUUACAGAAACGCUGGACAGCAUCCCAGUGGACGAGGACGGAUUGCCUUCGUUCGAGGCCCUGGCAGAUGGGGACGUGACCAAUGCCAGCGACCAGAGCUGUCCCUGCACCCCCGACGGUUCGCCGCGCACCCCCGAACCAGAGGAGCCCUCCUUGCUGAAGAAGCUCCUUCUGGCACCCGCAAACUCCCAGCUCAGCUAUAAUCAAUACAUAGGCGACAAGGCACAAAACCAUGCAGCCAGCAACCACCGGAUCAGACCAACACCUGCUGUUGUCAAGACGGAGAUCUCCUGGAACAGCAAGCCGAGGGGGGGCUGUCCGCAGCAGAGCCGUCUAGUGAGGCGCCCGUGCACCGAGCUGCUCAAGUACCUGACUGCCACCGACGACAUCCUCCUCCAGACCAAAGCCAGCGACGCCAAGAGCGCCUGGGGGGGUGGUGGCAAAGACAAGGGCGGCCUGCUGGGCGCCUCCUCCUCCACCUCCUCGUCGCCGUCCUCCUCCUCCACCUCCUCCUUCUCCUCCCUCUCCUCCUCCUCCUCUAUCGCCUCCAAGAAGAAGUCGUCCUCGUCGUCCGUCGUGUCGCAACAGCAGCAGCAGCAGCAUCACCAGCGAGCCAAACCAACCACCUUGCCACUUCCUUUGACCCCAGAGUCUCCAAAUGACCACAAGGGAUCACCGUUUGAGAGCAAAUCCAUUGAACGCACAUUGAGUGUGGAGAUCUCUGGAACCCCAGGUCUGACACCACCUACCACGCCCCCCCACAAAGCCAGUCAAGAGAACCCUUUCAAAGCAUCACUCAAAACCAAGUUGUCUUCAUGCUCCUCGUCUGCCCUGGCGUGCAAGAGGGUUCGGCUGAGCGAGGCAGGCCCCUGCGGCCCCCCAGCCCUAACCCCGACCCUAGGUGGGGGUCCCUCUAGGAAGGGCCCCGAGCAGACUGAACUGUAUGCCCAGCUGAGCAAAGCGUCCACUGCCCUCCCCAACUCGGUGGUCACCGCAACGACAGGGGGUUGCCAGGAGGAGCCCCGCGGCUUCAGCGACCACGACUAUUGUCAGUCGCCGGCGGCCAGCACAAAACGGGACGCUGACGCUAAUGCGGCUAACGCAGCUUAUGCUACUGUUACCAUGACGACUACUACGACAACCCCUCUGAUGCCCAAUCCGGUCAUGGCAGAGGACAGGCAUGUGAAAUGUAAGGACUCAUCCAUGCCACCCUCCUCCUUUUCUUCUUCCUCCUCCUCUUCUACAUCUUCUCCUACAUCUUCAUCCUCUUUGGCCAAGCAGCUGCAGCAGAGCUCUUACCCUGUGGCUACGGAGGCUCGGGGGCAGGGCGCUCGGGGACAGGACCGGACCCCCACCACCCAGACAAGAGCACCCCCACCACAGACCCUAGAUGGGGACCAGCAUUCCACCAGCAGGAAGCAGCCCCUGCGAGACCAGGAGAUCCGGGCGGAGCUCAACAAGCACUUUGGCCGCCCCCAGCAAGCCAUUUACAGCCAGGGUGAGAAGGGGGGGGAGUUGGUGGUGGAGGAGGGGGGGCAGGGAGGAGGGGAGAAGGUUGUCGCCCCGCAGGCGUCCGAGGAGAACCCUGCUGGGGACGAGUACUACUGCAAGCUCCCUGGUUCUGGUUCUACUGGGUACCUGCACCCGGGUCUCCCGCCCUUCCACGAGGAACUUGAGCUCCAGGACCGUGGCGUGGAGGGGCGCUACCUCUACCCCUGGGAGGGCACCCCCCUGGAAAUGCUUUUCGAGUCCUGCUCGCCGUCCUGCUCGCCGUCCAGCUGCUCCCCCUCACGGGGCUCCGUCUCACCCCUCUCCUCCCUCCUCCUCUCCCCCAGACACUUUGUCUGGCCCCGUUCGGGCUCCCCCUCCUCCCGUUCUCGCUCCCGGUCCCGCAGUUCCUCCUCCCACCACCGGAGGCGCUCCCUCUCCAGCUCACCCGACGGACGCCCCUCCUCCAGGCCUCGUCACAACAUGGACUCCAGCACUUACCGAUCCAGGACCCACAAAAGCCCUCACUCGCAGUCUCGAUCUCAGUCCAGAUCCCCCCUCAGCCGCAGGCCAAGGUACGACAGCUACGAGGAAUACCAACACGAGCGUCUGAAGCGGGAGGAGUAUCGCCAGGACUACCAGAAGAGGGAGUCCCAGAGGGCCGAGCAGAGGGAGAGGCAAAGUGAAAAAGCAAUACAGGAGGAGAGACGGGUGGUGUACGUGGGGAGACUGAGGUCCGACAGCACGCGAACCGAGCUAAAGCGGCGUUUUGAAGUCUUCGGCGAGAUCGAAGAGUGUGCCGUGAACCUGAGAGAUGAUGGGGACAAUUUUGGUUUCAUCACCUACCGCUACACUUGUGACGCCUUCGCUGCCCUUGAAAACGGACACACCUUGCGCCGGUCAAACGAGCCCCAGUUCGAGCUGUGCUUCGGUGGACAAAAGCAGUUCUGCAAAUCGAAUUAUACAGACUUGGAUUCCCAUUCUGACGACUUUGAUCCAGCCUCCACUAAAAGCAAGUAUGACUCCAUGGAUUUUGACAGCUUGCUGAGAGAGGCCCAGCGCUGCUUGAGAAGGUAACAAGUGCUCUAGCAGCCGCUGUCUACCAAGAGGGAUGUCUUGAUACCUCACUAAUGCUUCUGUCCUUUGACUACGAGAAGUUUUACACUCUAUGUAAGAGAGUAUAUAAAGAGGAAUCUAUAUAUAUAUAUAUAUAUAGACCUAUAUAUAUAUAUAUAUAUAAAUAUAACAAAAAGUAUAUUAAAAACAACGUUUACAUGAACAUAGCUGCUGAAGAAGCUGGGAAGAGACAGUACCUGGAAAGCCAGUGAAUCCUCAUAACCCUGUACACAGAUGUGUGUGCUUUACUGCUGUACAACAGUCAGUGAAAGACAAAAACAUUCAUGAGAUUUUUUUUCUUCUCUCCAAGCACUACAAAAACCCAACUAUGCUUUGAGUGGUGAAACAUGUGCAGCUCGUUCAGUCUUUUUUUUUCUUUUUGUCUUUGAUUAUUCUUUUAGUUUUUUUUUUUAAUCUGGUGUUUGGGAUGUGGUGUUACGUAAUUAACGAGAGUAUAGGGAAGUGUAUCUUGGAGGCUCAAGAUAACGUUGCUGUCUAGAUUUUCAGGACAAAAAAUGUAGCCCUGUAUAUACAGAUAUUAUCAAAAAGAAUAUUUUUAUUUUGUGUACAUAUCAAACAAAGUUCUUUAUUUGUUACAGCUAUGCACUGUAAAAUGCAGCCUUUUUAAAAUGAUGAAGACAUUUUCUCAAUUAAGAAUGUCGAUCUGUAGUUAUUACAAUGAUGUAAGACAUAUUGUACACCUACAUGAAGUUUAGGAGGACAUGACAUGAUUGUAAAAAUGUGUAGGAGGCUCAUUUUGAUGGAGCAUGUGAACAAAUUUCCUUUUUUAAGAAUUGUUUUGUUGGGGGAAAAAAGUUACCCAUGUAUAGUUUUAUCUGUUUCUAAAGUUUCUCAAUCAGUGUUUUUCCGUAUACAACAAGUAUAAAAUGCAUUUUUAACGUGUUUUUUCAUGAUUGUAAUGAAACAAACCCCAUUUUUAAUAAUAUUUCUGAAACAAUCAGUAUAUAUAUAUAUAUCAAUUCAUUUUGAUUUCAAUGCUUUUUAUGGUUCUCGUUUUGAUAAUUUUACUCUCAGUGAGAAAAGACUACUACUAUGUUUAAUCUGUUUAAUCAGGAUAAACCGUGCAUAUUUAUCUAUUUAUUUUAAUAUCUGAAUCAAAAAUAUUUAUCCUCUCCAUCUCACAUGGUGUACCUCACACAUUUUUGCUAUUUAUAUUUUGAUUUGAUUUUUGUUAUUUCACUUACAAUCAGUGGGUAAGGUGUACAAUAAUGUGGGAAUAUUACAUUCUAUGCCUUUCAGAAACAAUAAAAAAAAUCUAUUAUAAUCUCCUCGACAGUGGCUCAUCAUGAGAUAUGCUGCUCAUUGUCCAAGUGAUUUCUGUCUCCACAACAGUGGUUUGCAGCCAUGACAAAAUGUCUACCACAUUAUUUUCCUUUAUACACCGUAGAACAUGAAGCAAUAAAAUGAUUUUCCAGGUAUUUUUGUUGUACCACACUGUAAAAAUCUGUUUCGUUGCUCCACACGCUUGAUUAUGUGAAUGCCAAACAAAAGUUUACAAUUUUCUUUCCUGAAUUUUAAAAAAUCUUGUAUUUGAUGUACAAAAUAUAUAUAUAUAUAUAAUAUAUAUAUAUUAUAUAUAUAUAUUUAUAUAUUAUAUAUAUAUAUAUAUUUAUAUAUUAUAUAUAUAUAUAUAUAUAUAUAUAUAUAUAUGAUGAUAAUACUAUUAAUAUUCACAAUAAUUACAAAAAUAAUAAUAAUAUAAAUGAAAGAAAAAGUAUAUAAAAAAGCAAUAAAUUAUUUUUCAAAGUUGUAUUUUAGCUCAUAUUGUUGUGUGGUUUUGGACCCUGACCCAUUACCCAAUCGCUGGCAACAUACAGGGAUUCCAUUCCAGUGUCUUAGCAUGGUCACAUGACCCUUAUCACCCAAUAGAGAACACUUACAGAAUGUUUUGCUCAACACUCGUGUUUGCCCAUUUAGUGUACGUUCAGGUCUGUGUGUUUGUGUAGAACAUUGUGGCAACUGUACAAAUGUAAACUAAUACCAUGGAAAACACACUGUUAAAACUGUAGUGUUUAACAACAAGCAUCCUAGCAUCAAAACAUUUGUCUGUGUAGCGCAUGGCUAUUAAAUGAUGACAGCCGAUACAGCGCAUAGUACUUUGGAUAUCAGGCUCUCCUUUCUAAAUGGCACUACUUGAAUGACAUCUUAUAAGCCUAAAGAAACUACUCAAUACUGCAUGGAGCCGCACCAUUUUCUAUUAGGCGCUGCUGCCACACAGUCCAGAUACCACAGCACCUUCAACGUGACAUUAAAGGUAACCUUGUGCUUUCUGGUGCAAUUAAUAUCCUGUUUAUAGUGCAAGCUAAGUAACAAGAAAAACCAGCCUACAUUGCAAGAGGUAGAACUCUUUUGUAUGAAAGCUUCGCUGAUCACAGGCCACCUUUCAUGAAGUUUGACUUGUGUAGAUGAAAACGAGCUAAUUUCCUUGAUGCAGAGGCAAAAUCAGUGGUGGGGAAAUCUCCCCAUCCACCUGUAUUUCAACAUGUUUUUUAUUUUAUGUACAGCGCUUGGGUAAUGGUGUCGCGUCCCAUUUGAUAGAUGUGGCUUUAAUCAUUGUAAUAAAAUAAAAAAAUCUGCUUUGUAAAUGGCCUAGAGUAGUAAUAUAUUAUAACACCUUAUGGUCCUCAAAAUGUCAACUGUGUCAGACUUUUUAACAAUGUGAACUACUGAGGAAUUUGCCACUGCUUAAACGUUUGUUGGGUGAUCAUGUUUCUUUUGGAAGGACAAUGGUGUGAGCGUGUGUGUGUGUGUGCAUGUGUGUGUUUAUAGGCAGGUGUGUGUGUGUGUGUUGGGCAGAGGGGGGUGGGAGGGGGCGGGGGUAUUGCUUUGGGUUGUUACCUGUUUGUGUCCUAUCCACGUUGCCUUCUGCCAAGUCCUUACCAAUGCCUUUGUGGUUCUACCUAUUGUAUGACUUUCUUGUGAAUUUUGUUUUUAUGUGCAAUUCUCAUCAGCCUCACCAUGCCAAUAAAGGGAAAUGUGUUUGAAAGAAACUCACCUGGAA
Messenger RNA from Oncorhynchus kisutch (coho salmon), 6025 nucleotides. It is a transcript of the gene ppargc1a, whose product is annotated as peroxisome proliferator-activated receptor gamma, coactivator 1 alpha. The transcript has 13 exons. Gene Ontology annotation, biological process: positive regulation of transcription by RNA polymerase II. NCBI's taxonomy places the organism in Eukaryota, Metazoa, Chordata, Actinopteri, Salmoniformes, Salmonidae. Gene Ontology annotation, molecular function: transcription factor binding; RNA binding. The coding region runs from base 133 to 2964 and encodes 943 amino acids. The record is from RefSeq and is a predicted model, not a curated record. Gene Ontology annotation, cellular component: nucleus.